Messenger RNA from Lolium perenne, 676 nucleotides. RefSeq lists its product as uncharacterized. The record is from RefSeq and is a predicted model, not a curated record. Lineage: Eukaryota; Viridiplantae; Streptophyta; Magnoliopsida; Poales; Poaceae.
CCUGCGCCGUGAUCUUUCCAGAGGCGGCUGUCUGGACUCUAGUCUUUCUUCUUCCCGUCUUUCCCCUCCUCUUGCAUCUCCCAAACCACGAUACCUCAGGCAUCGAAUCAUGGACGGAGGAGGUAGCGCGACGCCCUUCUCCCCUACCAUCACCACCCCGUCUACCUCGCAGGGUGAGUCGCUGCAAGGGGAUAGGGGAGCUGCUAUUGAUGCCGAGAUGGUCAGGGUUAACAAGCUACCAGCCAAUAGUUCCUACGCGAUUCACCGCAUGAAGGUGCUGAGCAAACUUCGCCAUCUGAUUUCUAUAAAGAGGACAACGUCCCAGGAUGAGGAGCUUGAACUCCUUUUUGCAAGCCUUUCAAUUUGAAGUCAAUCUUCAGUAUCAACAUGUACUAGGUGACGUCACUGCUUUGGUGUUUUAGCUGUCCCUGCCUGGCCAGUGUAACAUAUAUUCUCCACAGUGUUAAGGAACUUGAUGAGCUAGAGAUAUUGUGUUCCUCUUUGAAUAAAGUUCCUUGUGAUGGAUGUAAUCUUUUGGACCCAAAUUUGGCUACACCAUGACUUUCGCCAUCUCAGUGCAUAGAAUGUCAGCUAAAUAAUUAUGUUGUUAUGCAUCAAUGCUUUGCUGCUCUGACAAUAGAAUAUGCAUUACUCUAAAAUAUACUGGUUUGGUCUC